UGUGCGCCCCUCAGAGCAGCUGAGGGUUUCCUCCUGCUCUCCACCCAUCUUGGUCCAGCCCCUCAGGGCUUGUUGGAGGGUCCUGCUCGGCGCGUGGGCUCCCACAGAGCGGUGAUGGCUGCUGCCUCUGAGGCUGCAAACUCUGAGGGGAAACAGCUUCCUAAUAAGACAGAUAUGAUGAUCUGGAAGUCCAGAAAAGAAUGUUUACUGCAGAAUAUUCCAAAUGUUCCUGAUGGCAACUCUGAAGAAAGUGAAUCUGCUUCUACCUCCCCCAAUGAAGGUGAUGUCAGUGGCUCUACUGAUGAGGGCUGGUGCAAUAUAUAUACUGACCUGGAUGUGUGGGAUGGUGAAGUUUCCAAUGUACCCAAGUCUUCAGGGCAGCAAGAUGCAUCUGAGCAUGAGGUGGAGGACUGGGAUAAAGAAUUGGAGGAGGCUGCAUCUGGUCCUUAUGAUGCUGACGAUCUCUGCGGCGGAAGCUUUGAGGAAAAGAAUGUUUUCGGCUCAUAUGUGUGGAAGGAGGAUUGGUUUUACCACCCAAGCUGUCACCACACACCUUGCCUUGUGUUUCCACCACGAGUUAGAACAGUUGAGAAGGGCCAGUUUGAUGAUGCUGAUGAAUGAGGUUGAGUCUGGUCAGAAGUAAGUUUGGUUUCUGUGUUGGAUUAUGUUCUUCAGCUGUGCCAAGUCCCUUGGCUUUUUUGCAGAGUUGGGCCUGAGGCCAGAAAUGUGACACCUUCUCCAGAGUUUUGCUGAGGCUGUUUCUGAGCUGUUCAUAAACUGCCCACCCUUGCUCUGGAUACAAGAGUGCAGGUGCUGGGUGUAAGGAGUCCGUACAUUUCUGGAGCUUUUGUUUGUAUUAUAUAGAUCUAUGUUGCUAAUUAAUUGCUUGAGGAGAAGUAUUUAAUUUCUAAACUUCAGCUUGUUUGCCAGGCUUCUGUCAGUUUUGACAUGCUGAUCCCUGUGUUUUUGUGCUACUUUUAGUUUUGUUUUCUUUACAUUUGAUGCUGUCAGAUUGGUUUGGAUGGCUUAGAAACUCUUCCUCCUUCCAGCUUGUCUGUUGUAUUUCCAUAUGGUUCUAAAGUCCAUUUGUGAUUCUCAUGCUGGUGUUUAACAAAAUCAGCUGUGGCAAAUACAGAACAAGUUGUUUGUGUUUAUUUUGAUGUAUUUCAGCAUAAAGGAAUUACAAAUA
Zonotrichia leucophrys gambelii is the source of this 1189-nucleotide messenger RNA. It is a transcript of the gene COPRS, whose product is annotated as coordinator of PRMT5 and differentiation stimulator. The transcript is spliced from 4 exons. Lineage: Eukaryota; Metazoa; Chordata; Aves; Passeriformes; Passerellidae. Gene Ontology annotation, cellular component: nucleus. The record is from RefSeq and is a predicted model, not a curated record. Gene Ontology annotation, molecular function: histone binding. The coding region runs from base 115 to 621 and encodes 168 amino acids.